AUGUUACCGGUGUACGUCACCUCCCUCAAGCUACUCUUCCUUGUAGCAAUAUUCAGUAAAACAAGUGGGUUUUACAUAACAUCUCCGGCUAACUAUGCCAGUCUUCCAAAACAGAGGCCGUUAUUCGCCUCUAAAAAUCAGUUAAAGGGUGCUCGAAAGUUUUCCAGGAAUCGCCCGAAGAAGAAACGUCCUUCUGCAGUUUAUCCUUCGCCAACUUUGUACUAUGGUAAUGUUCAGGAUUAUUUUGGAGCUCCCCCUGAAUAUUUAGCUGUUCCUGUCGACUCCACUUUGAAUCUUUUGAGAAAUGGACCAUUACACGAGCUUCUCUCGAUUUUGCACAAGGGAACAACUGGUCAAGAACUCUCAAAGAUACUUUCUACCGGGUCUUUCCGUUUGGAUCUCUCUAAAGAACUGGGACAGCUAAAGACUAUCGCGAAGACAAUGUCUUGCGACGUUACUUCUGACCUCGUUAUCUAUCUGGAACGUAUAAUUAACUCUCCGGAACAACAUGAACACUUUAUAGAUCGUUUUUAUACUCUAAAUCGCUUGCAUACGUUUUGGGAAUUGAGAGAGACAAAUAGAUACAAUAGGAUGCUCAAGCGAAUAUUUCUAAGGUUGCGUAGCAUCGCAUUUAAAAUGAAAAAUGUAGGAAUCCCGCUGAAAGAUUUUACUACUCCUGAACUAUGGCAUAAGUAUGGAGUGUUCAAGACUCUUCCAAACAAUACCAUGGUAGAUAAUUAUCUUUCUAAACACAGAGUGGCGCUAAAGUGCAAUAUAAAGGGACUGUAUUUCAGAAAUCGUGAAACCAAUAAAAUAUCUUCAAAAUUUGAUGACCCUGAUUUCAUAUCAACAAUAUGCUCUGGAGAAGGUACUUCCGAAGUUGUCUGUGAUGAGGAAGAUAUAGAACCAGAGAAUCACUUAUCUCCGGAAUAUAUAGAACGGAUUACAAUGGAUUUAAAGGAUUUAAAACUUUUAUCUGAUGACUGUACGAAAUUAAACAUGUCGCGUGUAGAUGAAUUACAGAGGGAUUUAGACACUUUAGACUCUCAAAAGGCAUAUGCUAUUAGGGAUUACUAUCUUUCUUGGAAGUAUUCUGAUUAUUCCGUAGUAUCAUCUCCAUAUAUACUGGAGUCGUUUGUCGAUCAUAGAUAUAGAACAAAGACACUAGAGCGAGAUUUGCUUGUAAAAUAUAAGGGUUGGUUACGACACGGUGCUCCAAGACACAAACCAAAACCUAUGAAUUUGAAAUAUCGUCAUUUGGCUAUCUGGCAUGGUUUAUCUAAAAACAAGAGACGGUUCCUAGCUAGGGAAUAUGUUCGCACUUUAACCACUAAAUAA
This is a messenger RNA of Theileria equi strain WA, 1338 nucleotides long. RefSeq names its product signal peptide-containing protein. The coding region runs from base 1 to 1338 and encodes 445 amino acids. NCBI's taxonomy places the organism in Eukaryota, Apicomplexa, Aconoidasida, Piroplasmida, Theileriidae. The record is from RefSeq and is a predicted model, not a curated record. The transcript has a single exon.